Molecule: messenger RNA, 363 nt
Organism: Cokeromyces recurvatus
Lineage: Eukaryota; Fungi; Mucoromycota; Mucoromycetes; Mucorales; Mucoraceae
Exons: 3
Coding region: 1-363 (120 amino acids)
Source: RefSeq, a predicted model, not a curated record
AUGACUUCUAAUUCAUGUUCAUUUCCACAUGAUCCAGAUGAUCCCUUUAAUCAAAAAAUUACUAAUUUAGAAAAAGUAAAUUCAUUCUCAUGGCAAUCCAAUACUAAUUUAGAACCAGUUAUACCUAAAUGGAAGAUACAAACAGCAGAAGAAAGUAAAGAUCAAGAAAGUUUUAUACAAAAGUUAGAGAUGAUACCUCAUUGGUCACUAUCUGAUAAUGAAGAGGAAGAUUCAGUUGUAGAUAGAGAUCAUGAAGAAGAAGAAGGCCUACCUCUCUUAUGGGAUCAAAAAUCAAAUACACCAUUUUCUAAAAAAACUGAAAAUCAGUAUAAAAGGCAAUGGUUUUGCUGCUACUAUUGCUAA